Molecule: messenger RNA, 3329 nt
Organism: Aphanomyces invadans
Lineage: Eukaryota; Oomycota; Saprolegniomycetes; Saprolegniales; Verrucalvaceae
Exons: 5
Coding region: 83-2026 (647 amino acids)
Biological process (GO): mRNA cis splicing, via spliceosome
Cellular component (GO): U1 snRNP; U2-type prespliceosome
Molecular function (GO): protein binding; RNA binding
Source: RefSeq, a predicted model, not a curated record
GAGCGGUGGUUAGAAUUUGUUCGAGUAACCUCGUCGCCGCCGCCGCCGCGCCGCCACCGUCAGUUGUUCAGGUGAUUCAUUGAUGUCUCAACCGAAUAACAACCCAACCGUGCAGCAACAGCCACCUGACGUGCCCGUGACGUAUGCGAACUGGACCGAGUACAUAGACGACGACACGGGCAAGCCUUACUACCACAACAACGUCACUCAGCAAUGCGUGUGGGAAGCACCAGAGGAAUUUCGCGUGGAGAAGGCCCGCGCCGACGUGAAGAAGCUAUUCGAUCCGUUGCAGCAACGAAGUGUAUCAAAGGAGCAGACGGACAAUAAAAACACGACGACAAAGGAAGAACCAUCCUCCUCGCCUCCCGCCGUGUCUCCUGCUGCCGAGUCGAAACCGGUCGAUCCUGCUCCAUCAUCUGAAGUCGAGUCUACCCCCGCGCAGCCUGUUGAGGACAUUGAAGAAACGUACAAGAAAAUGACGCAAGCUGAGAAAGUCGCAACGUUCAAAGCACUGCUGAAGUCGGCUGGCAUCCAGCCCAAGAUGAAGUGGAACGAAUCAACCAAGCUCUUGAUCAACGCGCCUGCUUGGAAGGUGCUGAACACCGUCGGGGAGAAGAAGCAGGCGUUUGCCGAGUUUACGACACAACUCGCGAACGAACUGAACGUCGAGAAGCGGCGCAAACAAAAGAUUGCUCGCGAGAACUUCCUCAAGUUGCUCGCGGGGAACGACCGCGUGACGUCGCAAACUCGGUGGCCCGAUCUCUUGGACAAAUCGCUUGGACUCGUCACAGACGACCGGUGGAAUGACGUCGAGGACGACGCCGAGCGCCGCGACUUGUUCUCCACGUACAUUGCGGACUUGGGUCGCAACGAACGCGAAUUCAAGCGCCAACAGCGCGAUGCCCACCGCCGCACAUUUCUCGCGACGCUUCGGGAUCCGUCUCAGCAUGGCUUGGCGCUAAACGCCACAACCAAGUUUCACGAAGUACGCGACAAGCUCCUCGAAGUCGACUCCAUCAAGGCGCUCAACUUGCAUCGCGCCGAUGUUCAAGACUGGUUCAAUGAAUACAUGGACGACCUUCGCCGAGAAGAAGAGUUGAAAAAGCGCGAGGAACGUCAGCGGCUGCGGGAAAAGGAGGACGAGUUGGCCGCCACGUUCAAGGCAUUUCUGAAUGACGAGGUAAAAGCAAAGCGCCUGACGACGGCAUCGCGGUGGCGCGACUGCUGGAGCGGCUACGAAGCCAACCCAACGUACUGCGAGCUGAAGAAGCUGCACAGCGGACUGCCGCGAGACAUUUUCGAGUCGGUCAUGGAUCGGCUCCACGACGCACUGCGCGAUGAAAGGUCCUGGUUGAAACACGUGGUCGCAGAUGCCGAGUUUGUGGUCAAGUACAAUUCAACAUUGACGUUGUUUUUGCAGCACAUUCGGCCGACGGUGGAAAAGUUUGUCCGCGACAGGGACAAUGAGUCCGGUGCGUCGCCACGGCAAGCGUUCCUCUCGUCGCUUUUGGACGAAGCAACGGUGCCGGCGUCGGUCGCCGAGUGGUUUGACGCCGCUCAUGCCAAGGAACUGGAGCGAUACCAGCGCAUGGAAGCAGAACGGCUGAAAAAGGUCGACGCGUUCGAGGAGAUGCUGAUGGAGUAUUAUUUUCGUUCGGACCACUUGACGACGACUUGGGAGGAUGCGCGCGCGGAAAUCCAGCACCGCAGUGCGUAUCGCGCGCUGGACGACGGUGCCGAGGUUGCGUUUCAACAAUACAUGCAGAAAUUGCAAAAGAAGAUGGAGUCGUUGACGAAAACCCGCAAGGCCGUGGAAGCGUCGGAGCUCGAGCGCGCUCAAUUCCAGACGCCAGACAGCGAUGCGGCGCGGCGCCACCACCGCUCGCCGUCGCGGUCGCGAUCGCGAUCGUCCCACAAAAGGAAGCGGGCGGAUCGGUCCGUGUCGAAAGAACGGAAGAGGAGCAAGAAGAGUUCGAAGAAAAGCUCCAAGAAAAAGCACAAGCGCAGUCGCAGCCGGAGCGGGUAAUCCAUCCCGCCACAACAGGGUAACUCACAUUCGCUCAUGUUCGUCUUCGAAUAAGCAGUACAACUGUUUCCCGGUCAAUUUUAACAAAAAAAUCAAUCGCACUUGGGUUUAUUCGUCGAGUUGGAUGCCUCGGGUCUGCCUGCCAUGACAGCAUGCAGCGCCAAGUGCCCCGUGGCGAUCACGACUGGCCCCAGGACUGCCAGGUAGGUCAGCACUGCGAACAUGGUGAGCUGCAACCAGAACAGGCCAUAGAGCCCCAGCACCGCCAACACGGACGCAAAAAACCCUAUCGUCACCACGACACCACCAAAUGUCGAGGGGACGUUCGCCAGCGAUUGAGUGCGAAGCGCCCACAGAACGAAAACGACGAGCGGCACCAGGACGAGCACUGUGAAGACGUAUGACACAACUUCUCUGGGUCUCGCAGCAGGAGGUCGCAUCGCAUGUGUGAUCUCUGGCAACGCAUGCAGCGUGACGUCGCUCUCAUGCAAGAGCGAUGUCGUGUAGAGAGGCGGUGAUGGCGCAGGCGGGGCUGGUGGAAUAUCAAGCGCGACUUGACCUAAAUUCCACUCGAUAGCAUUCUGCGAAUUUUGCGUCAGAGAAGACACCGAGUUGCGAGGACAGUAUACCUCAAACUGGACGUCUCCAACGAUCAACUGCACGCCGUAGAGACCUGACAGAAGGGAAGCAUCGACAGUGACAGCAGCUUGCAUGGUGCUGUCGGUUGUGGACUCGAGCGGGAAAGUUGCAUCUACGGACGAUUCUGUGUUGGUGAAGCGGAGGACUGCUUGAUGGGCCACCAUGGGCUUGAACGUGUAUGCAUCCUGCAACCCAACUUCGAUCGAAAACUUGUCGCGUGGUUUCAGGGUUGGAAUUGCCGACAACGAUGACCCAAAUUCGACUUUUGCGCCGUGAAUGGUUGCAUGGGCCACAAAUACCUUUGUGGUCAACGCCGCGUGAAACACUCUGCUGGCUUUUCCAUCCUGCACAAGCAGCUUGUAUAGUCCUGGCAAGGCCAAUUCGCCAUCCAGCAUGAACUCGGAAACGCUGGCGUCGUCCACGUUGACUCGGUGUACCAGUGGAACGUCGGCCGCAAUGGUUCUUAGCGUAGCUGCGUUUUGGAUUGAUUUCAACACGGGAGACUUGUCUUCGACACCAGUAAAUAUGAACGUCACAUCACCCCCUCCGCGCUGAACAGGGUUACUCAGUUCCAGAGCCGUGCCAAGCACAGCUGAUGUUAGGACUCCCGCCAACCACCGCACAAGCCGCAUGUGCUAACCGAUGAACCCCUUGCACACGCCCG